GCCAUAGGCCACGCCCAUUCUUGUGCCAUCGGGAGGGGCGGGGCCGGAGCGGCGCCGGCGCGCGGCGGGUGCGGCGCAUGCGCAGUGCGGGAGCGCGCCCGGCCCAGGCGAGUGUCCGGAUUUUUUGGGAAGCCAGGAGCGGUGGAGCCCGGCCCCUCCAGCCUCUCUCCCAGCAUGGCAGACCAGAAGCGUCUGGCCUUCUCCAUCAUCCAGUUCCUGCACACCCAGCUCCAGAACGGGAGCAUGUCUCCAGAUGCUCAGGAGAGUUUGGAAGUGGCCAUCCAGUGCCUGGAAACAGCGUUUGGGGUCUCCAUGGAAGACCAAAGCCUGGCUGUGUCCCAAACCCUUCCCGAAAUAUUUGAAGCCGUGGCAGGGAAGGAGCUGGAACACUCCAGAACGAACUCGGAGCCUGUCACCCCCUCAGAAGAUGACGUGGCUGAAGCUGAAAGACUCAAGACUGAAGGAAAUGACCAAAUGAAGGCAGAAAACUUUGAGGCUGCCGUGUCCUUUUAUGGAAAAGCCAUCGAGUUAAACCCAGCCAACGCUGUUUAUUUCUGCAACAGAGCUGCUGCCUACAGCAAGCUGGGGAAUUACGCGGGCGCCGUGCGGGACUGCGAGCGAGCCAUCGGCAUCGACCCCAGCUACAGCAAAGCCUACGGCAGGAUGGGCUUGGCCCUCUCCAGCCUAAACAAACACACAGAAGCUGUUGUUUACUACAAAAAAGCUCUGGAGUUGGAUCCGGACAACGAAACGUACAAAUCCAACCUCAAAAUAGCUGAACAGAAAAUGAAGGAGACUCCCAGUCCAACCAGCGGCCCCGGAGGGUUCGACUUGGCCGGAUUGCUGAACAACCCCGGCUUCAUGAGCAUGGCCUCAAACCUCAUGAACAACCCCCAAGUACAACAGCUAAUGUCGGGGAUGAUCUCGGGAGGCCACAACGCCAUGGGAGCGGCCGGGAGCAGCCCCUCCACCAACGACCUGGCCAGCCUGAUCCAGGCGGGCCAGCAGUUUGCCCAGCAGAUGCAGCAGCAGAACCCCGAGCUCAUUGAGCAGCUGCGCAGCCAAAUCCGCAGCCGGACCCCGAGCGCCAGCAACGAGGAGCAGCAGGAGUGAGCCCCUGGAAAUUCCAGAAUUUGCUUUUCCAGCUGGGAGCCGCCUCCGUGUUGCCAAUUCUUGACUUGGAAGUGUCCAAGAGGGGGAAAAAACCCAAAACUCCAACGGAUAAAAACCACAAAAA
Molecule: messenger RNA, 1237 nt
Organism: Haemorhous mexicanus (house finch)
Lineage: Eukaryota; Metazoa; Chordata; Aves; Passeriformes; Fringillidae
Gene: SGTA
Product: small glutamine rich tetratricopeptide repeat co-chaperone alpha
Exons: 12
Coding region: 175-1113 (312 amino acids)
Biological process (GO): post-translational protein targeting to endoplasmic reticulum membrane
Cellular component (GO): TRC complex; membrane
Molecular function (GO): protein binding; molecular adaptor activity
Source: RefSeq, a predicted model, not a curated record